Erinaceus europaeus (western European hedgehog) is the source of this 1748-nucleotide messenger RNA. It is a transcript of the gene KLF2, whose product is annotated as KLF transcription factor 2. The transcript is spliced from 3 exons. Gene Ontology annotation, molecular function: RNA polymerase II cis-regulatory region sequence-specific DNA binding; DNA-binding transcription factor activity, RNA polymerase II-specific. The record is from RefSeq and is a predicted model, not a curated record. Gene Ontology annotation, biological process: regulation of transcription by RNA polymerase II. The coding region runs from base 146 to 1444 and encodes 432 amino acids. NCBI's taxonomy places the organism in Eukaryota, Metazoa, Chordata, Mammalia, Eulipotyphla, Erinaceidae.
CUGCGCCUCGAGUUCUGCGCCCCGGAGCUGGGAUCCCGAGUUCCGCGCCCCGAGUUCCGCGUCCCGAGUCCUGCGCCCCUAGUUCUGCACCCCGAGUUCUGCGCACAGAUUUCUGCGCCCCGAGUUCUGGGCCCCGCGCCCCGCCAUGGCGCUGAGCGCCCCGAUGUUGCCGGCCUUCGCCACGUUCGCCAGCCCGUGUCGGGAGCGCGGCCCCCAGGAGCGCUGGCCGUGCGCGGAGCCGGAGCCCGGCGCCCCCGACGGCGACCUGGACGACGUGCUGGACUUCAUCCUGUCCAUGGGGCUGGACGCGCCCCCCGCGCCCCCCGGCUUCCCGCCCGAGCCGCCGCCGCCCUUCGCGCCCGGCCCCGCGUCCCAGCCCGACGGCCGCUUCCCGCCCGGCCGCGUCAAGGCCGAGCCCCCCGGCGACCCCGCGGCCUUCGCGCCCCCCGCCCGCGCCCCCCGCCCGCCGCCGCGCCCCGACACGCCGCCGCUCAGCCCCGGCUUCGCGCCCUUCGCCUUCGCCGCCCGCGCGCCCUUCGCCUUCGCCGCCCUCGCCGCCCCCGGCCCCGCCGCCCCCGGCCCCGCCGCCCCCGGCCCCCGCGCGCUGCCCACGCCGCCCGCGUCGCCGCUCGACCUGCUGGAGCCCAAGGCCAAGCGCGGCCGCCGCACCUGGCCCCGCAAGCGCAGCGCCGCGCACACCUGCAGCUACGCCGCCUGCGGGAAGACCUACACCAAGAGCUCGCACCUCAAGGCGCACCUGCGCACGCACACAGGUGAGGGGCUGCGGGGCGCUGCGCACAGGCGAGAAGCCCUACCACUGCACCUGGACCGGCUGCGGCUGGAAGUUCGCGCGCUCCGACGAGCUCACGCGCCAUUACCGCAAACACACCGGCCACCGGCCCUUCCAGUGCCGCCUGUGCGAGCGCGCCUUCUCCCGCUCCGACCACCUGGCCCUGCACAUGAAGCGGCACAUGUAGGGCCGGCGCCCCACACCCGCACCCGCACCCGGCACUCGGCACCCAGCACCCGGCACUCGGUACUCGCACUCGGCACCCGAGCUGGCACCCGGCACUCGGCACCCAGCACCCCGCACUCGGCACCCAGCACCCGGCACCCGGCACUCACACCCGAGCCGGCACCCAGCACCCAGCACCCUACACCUGGCACCCAGCACCCCGAGCCCCAGCACUCAGCACCCCAAACCUCACCACUCAGCAGCCCAAACCUCAGUACUCAGCACUCCAAACCUCACCACUCAGCACCCCAAACCUCACCACUCAGCACCCCAAACCUCACCACUCAGCACCCCAAACCUCACCACUCAGCACCCCGAGCCCCAGCACUCAGCACACCAACCCCAGCACCCAGCACCCCAACCCCAGGCCGUGGCGGGUCCCACGUGCCCCAGCCCCCACCCCACCCCCAACUCCAGACUGUGACUUGACUAUUUAUUAGAACCCAGGGCCCAAGACGGACCCCAGGGGGCAGAGGCCCCACAUCUUGGGGGAAAAGAAGACAAAACAUAAAAAACUAGAGGCGACUCUCCUGUUUCCAGAGGACAUUUGACAGCGGUCUUGGCGGCUCCCCUGCCCUGGGUUUUGGGUUGUUUUUUUAUAUAUAUAUAUAUAUAUAUAUAUGACUUUGGCUGGUUUUGCUGGUUUUUAAUUAAAUGACAAUCACAGAAAGAAGAAGAAGGAAGAAAAGAGAUUUUUAUGUCUUUUGCAAAAAAAAUAAAAAUAAAAAUAAAA